AUGGACGUCGAAACGAACUCGCUUGCCCUCAAGCCGCCACUUGAGAAUGAGCAGGAUCUCCAGGAUGCGACAGACUUGGCGGCGAUGGGUCACGCCCAGGCGUUGACCCGCAAAUUUAAUAUUUGGAGCAUGCUCGCUCUUGCAUUCUGUGUUCUGGGAACCUACUCUACCUUCGCGCAGGAUCUGAGCUCGGGUCUCACCAAUGGCGCCUCCAUUACCAUCCUCUGGGGCCUGGUGCUCGUCACGGGCUGUAACCUGUGCGUGGCCGUCUCGCUAGGCGAGUUGACCUCCAGCAUGCCGACGGCGCUGGGUCAAGCAUACUGGGUAUACAGACUGUGGCCGACGCCGUUGGGCCGCUUCGUCUCGUACAUGUGUGCGUGGAUCAACACGUUCGGAUGGUGGACCUUGACUGCCUCGCAGGUUGCCUUCAUGACCGAGUUCCUGCUUGGCAUGAAGACGAUGUUCGAUCCGGACUGGACGGGUGCGAACCAGGGGUGGUUGAAUUUUGUGGUGUAUAUUGGUGUUGUGUUUGCGUUGACCCUUAUCAAUGUGGUCAGCUGUCGCAAGGAGCAGGUUCUGCCUUGGAUUAACAACUUUGUUGGGAUUUGGUUUGGGGGGCUGUUUAUUGUGCUCUCGAUGGCUAUGUUGAUUUGUGUUGGUGUUAAGAGUGAUUUGUCGUUCCAGUCUGGGGCAUUUGUUUUUGGGAACUGGAUGAACCAAACGGGGUGGAGUGAUGGUGUUGUGUGGUUUACUGGCUUAGUGCAAGCUGCUUAUGGUUUGACCGCUUUCGACUCGGUGAUUCAUAUGGUGGAAGAGAUCCCUGAUCCGAGGAGGAAUGCUCCUCGUGUGAUCUGGAUGGCCGUUUUGUUCGGUGCAGUUACGGGUUUCAUCUUCAUGGUGGUUUGCCUGUUCUGCAUCCAGAACCUCGACAAGGUCACCAACGCUGACCAGCCUUUCAUCGAGCUCAUCCUGGAGACCGUCGGCCUAAAGGGCGGCGCCACUCUCAUCGCCCUAUUCAUCUUCAACGGGCUGGGCCAGGGAAUCAGUGUUCUGACCACGGCCUCCCGCCUGAGCUGGGGCUUUGCUCGUGAUGGCGGUCUUCCCUGGAGCAGGUACUUCAGCCACGUCGACCCCGUCUGGCAAGUCCCCGCGCGAGCACUCUGGGGCCAAGGCGUGCUAAUCGGCAUCGUCGGCAUCCUAUACCUCUUCGCCAACACCGUGCUCGAGGCCAUUCUGAGCGUCAGCACCAUCGCCCUAACAAUCUCCUACGCGAUGCCCAUCCUCGCACUCCUCGUCACCGGCCGCGACAAGCUAGUUCCAGGCCCCUUCAAACUCGGUCGCUGGGGCCCAUGGAUGAACUGGAUCAGUAUCGUAUACUGUGUCAUCACCACCAUCUUUUUCCUGUUCCCCGGAGCGCCAAACCCGGCUCCGGCCGAUAUGAACUACGCCAUUGCAGUCUUCGGCGUCAUGCUUGUUAUUGCGGUUGCCUUCUGGUUUAUCCGGGGCAGUCGGACUUACCUGCAGACUGAGGAUGCUAUUGCGCAGAUGUUCUAUGCGCAGCACUUGGAGAAUGCGGAGAACUCCGACGUGGCUAUUCCGCCGCCGAUGGAUUACAAAUGA
Molecule: messenger RNA, 1620 nt
Organism: Penicillium cinerascens
Lineage: Eukaryota; Fungi; Ascomycota; Eurotiomycetes; Eurotiales; Aspergillaceae
Product: putative amino acid permease family protein
Exons: 2
Coding region: 1-1620 (539 amino acids)
Biological process (GO): transmembrane transport
Cellular component (GO): membrane
Molecular function (GO): transmembrane transporter activity
Source: RefSeq, a predicted model, not a curated record